Chelonia mydas (Green sea turtle) is the source of this 2944-nucleotide messenger RNA. Its product is annotated as arylacetamide deacetylase. Lineage: Eukaryota; Metazoa; Chordata; Testudines; Cheloniidae. Bases 408 to 1721 code for a protein of 437 amino acids. The transcript has 6 exons. The record is from RefSeq and is a predicted model, not a curated record. Gene Ontology annotation, cellular component: membrane. Gene Ontology annotation, molecular function: carboxylic ester hydrolase activity.
GAACAGAGGCUAUUUCAAACAUUUGGCAGUUAUUGAUUUAUUGUUAACCAAUUAACCAAAAAGCGUCAUAGAUUUUAAGAUGAUUGUGAUCAACUAGUUAGUACUGCACUAUAUCCUGGUCUUCCACUUGCUCCUGCAAUGGAACCCCAGGGGCAGCCCCCUGCAGCAACAGCAGCUAGUACUCCCAUUACUCCUGAGGCCCCCAGUGGCACAGAUCCAUUAAUUAGCAGUUUGACUUUAAGCAAGGUUGAUAUAGUUUCUAAUUAUUAGAUCCAUAUAAUCAGCGGAGGAUGAAGUCCGUUGCUGACCACUGUCAGCUGUACCAUUAAAACAAAAAACAAAACAAAAAAACCCCCCAAAACCAAGACCAUAAUAGCUUGUUGCCUGCUUUCAGAUAUCUGGAAGCUAUGGAUAUUUUUAGAUCCAAUGCCAGUUCUGUUUGGUGUCUGAUCCUGGGGUCUCAAAAGGGCACAAAUGAAUACCAGACAUCAGUCCAGUUCCAAGAUCAGCUCAAAUCGUUGCUUUGUUUCGGGGCUGCAACAGCGCCAAACAGGCUGUUCCAGCAGACCAGGCUGCCGGGAGCACAUCAGCAUUCUAGCCACACCGCCUUCACCCUAGAAGUCCAGCUCCUGCUCUGUGUCUUAAUGGCUGAGUUUGCUGAGUGGCUGGGUCUGGUGCACUACAUGGAAGUUCUGAUGAUGAUCACAAGUAUAGAGUACACUGCACCAAUAUCAGAUGAAAAUGUGACUGUCACUGACACAAAAUUUAACAAUGUUCCAGUCCGUUUGUAUGUACCCAGGAAGCAAUCCAGUGGGCUGAAAAGGGCAGUGAUUUACAUUCAUGGUGGAGGCUGGUGUGUAGGAGGCUCAGCCAUGGAGCCCUAUGACCUCCUGUCAAGAUGGACGGCAAACGAGCUAAAUGCUGUUGUCAUAUCAGUCGAGUACAGAUUAGCACCUAUGCAUCAUUUUCCGGUUCAAUUCGAAGACGUGUACGCUGUAGUGAAGUUCUUCCUCCAAACCAGCGUUCUUGCACGCUAUGGGGUGGACCCAGAUCGGGUCUGUGUUUCAGGAGACAGUGCAGGAGGCAACUUAGCUGCAGCUGUGGCACAGCAGUUGCUAGAUGACCCGGAAGUUAAAGCUAAACUUAAGAUCCAAGCUUUACUUUACCCUGCUCUUCAGACCCUUGAUCUGGAUUUGCCCUCCUAUAAAGAAAAUGAGAACAAGCCGAUUCUGCCCAAGUCAUUGAUGGUCAGAUUCUGGAGUGAAUACUUUACUACUGAUGUCUCUCUUAAAGAAGCUAUGGCUUCCAAUAGACAUGUUCCUGCAGAAUCAAGCCAUUUGUUUAGGUUUGUAAACUGGAGCAAUUUGCUGCCUGAAAAGUUUAAAAAGGAUCAUGUUUAUGCCAGCCCCAUUUAUGGAAGUUCCAAGCUUGGAAAAAAAUAUCCAGGAUUUCUGGAUCCAAGGGCAGCACCACUCUUGGCUGAUGAUACCAAGUUAUUUGGCUUACCUGUGACAUAUGUCCUCACGUGUCAACAUGAUGUCUUGAGGGAUGAUGGAAUCAUGUAUGUCUCACGACUUAGGAAAGUAGGAAUUGAAGUAAUACAUGACCACAUUGAGGAUGCAAUUCAUGGGGCUCUAAUGUUUAUUACAAGUCCAACUGAUUUAGCUCUAGGACAUAGAGUAGCAAAUAAAUAUAUUGAGUGGUUAAAUGUGAACUUAUAAAGUAAAAGAGGGUAUUUAAUGCAUUUGGCUCUUAUUCACUGGGUCUGUAUUUGGGAAGAAAAGGGUCCCUGUUGAACAUUGUGGAUGUGAAAAUGCCAUACUGAAACUAUACAUUUCUCUACAAUGUUUGGGUUCAGGUUGGCUUCUUACCUACUCUGGCAGGUGACUUAGGCUGUCUCUAAUCUAAGUGCUCUUUCAUCACUGGGAUAAAAAAUCCAAGUACACUCGCCCUUACUGCCAUCAGUUACUAGCCUUGAAUUUCUCUACACAAGAAUACAAGUUCCCCUGCCCCAGAUCUUUUUUACAUCUAACUACCACUCCCCACUCUGCCCCCUUCCUUCCUCUUUCCAUUCUAUAGUUUCUGCUGCUAACUUAUCACAGCAAAUCAUACUCCCCAAAGUGUCUUUAUCUUUCAAUAUUUCUCUAUUACAAUCCAUGCCUCAUAAGCCUGUAUGUGUGCUGGCCCAUCUUAGUGUCCUUCCCCCGGCCCUUGAAUGGAUAUCAGUGGGAUCACUUAACAAUAGAAUGUUUGUUGUAGCCCAUUUAAUAUCAUCAGUGGUGGUCAGUUCCCAUAGUCAUCAGUGAGAAACGAGUCUGAGGUACAAGGGAAGGGUGGAGACAAAUGGCAGUUCAGGGACCAAAUUCCAUGGCUGAGGUAAGGAAACAAUUUUGUCGAAGCCUGAGAAGCCUUUGUGGCUGGCACUUGUGUGGGUAUGUUUCUCCUCUAGGCAGCAUUCAAGGAAGCAGUUGAAAACAUAACUGAAUUUGAAUGGCUGUGAAUAUGACAGCUGUUAUAAAUAUGUAAUUAGGUUUUGGUGCCGUUAUUAGACUUUGUCUAAUCACAUUCAUUAACUUUUUUGUUUACUGCAAAAAUAAAGUGUAAUUGAACCGCAUUGGAUACUGUAUCAUCAAAACAAAUAAAACGCUAAAGAUUACAACCUUGCAAUAACACCAUUUUAUGGCUUGUGUUUCUCUUAUUACUCAUUAUAUGGUAAGCCUUAUGAUUUUAAGUUAGCUGAACUUAUUCCAUUUGUAUAGCACAUUUUAAAAUCUAGGCUUAGACAUGAUAUGGACUCAAACAAGACACAAAUCUCAGUCAGUCUAUAUUGCAUGAAUAGGCUUUAACACAAACAUAAAUAUUUUGUACAUUAAAAAUAGUGUCCUAAAGGUUUUGGAAUCAUGAAAAGUCACAACCCUGAGUUUUUGUUUGUUUGUACAUGUGA